Molecule: messenger RNA, 822 nt
Organism: Amphimedon queenslandica
Lineage: Eukaryota; Metazoa; Porifera; Demospongiae; Haplosclerida; Niphatidae
Exons: 5
Coding region: 1-696 (231 amino acids)
Source: RefSeq, a predicted model, not a curated record
AUGCUGGACAAAGAAUAUCGUCAGCAUGAACUCAGACAAAAUUUUAAAUUUCAAUUUGAUCAUUCUUGUUUUGGAUGCCUUGAGCUAGUGUUUAGUCCUCAGGAUGAGCCAAUAACUGGUUGGAUUGUUAGUCCUGAUAUAGUACCAUGUCAGAUUAAAGAAAGAGAGAUAAAUAAAUUUGGUUUUGACAUUAAUACAAUUCCUCCAUCUUGUCCGGUAUCAAUAUAUGCUGACAGCAGUCGUCCUGAUACUGUUCAUGUACUGAAGUAUGCUAUACCAUUGAAAGGUUUACUGGAUCCAGUGAAAAUCAAUAUUAACAGAUCACUGAGAGAUAUAUUAGAUGCAGGUCAUUCUGUUGGUACUAAAGAUGUUCCUAAUCCUGGUUCACAUAAUGACCUCAAGAAGCACCUUAAUGAUCUGAAGCGUUUCCUUUCUACUUCAGAAGCAAAGUUCCGUGACAUAGCUAAUGGUUGUAAAGAAGUACAAAUUAUUGAUUCUUCUCAGUAUGAUGAGUUAUUUGAUGGAAUGAAUAACCAGUCUUUAUCAAAAAGAGUAGAACUUUUUAUGGGAAAUAUUACAUUAUUAAUUGAAAUUUGUCCUGAUCACAUUAGUACAUUCCUGUCUAUACUGAGGGAACAGGAUCAUGUUGUUCUUUCUACAUUAGCUGACAGGAUUGCUGCUUCAUUAGAUACAUGAACAAGAUAAUGAUUACAGGAGCAAUGACAUUACAUUACUUAUGUUUCUAUUUUUCAUAUGCAUUUUUUAUUUUACACUGUUCCAUAUGUAUAGUUUUGUGUUUGUAUUAGCUUUACAAAAGAGAAA